AUGGAGAGGCAUGAGGGUGAUGUCCAAGUCCAAGGGCAGGAAAUCAUCGAGGAAAGGCUAGAAAUCGCCGUUAUUCUAGUCCAGGGGAGUGCAGCCCGAGUGCAAGAGACGACGACCAACACUACCAUUGUGCAUCUCCCCAUGUACAUGAGGGAGGCGAACAAGGGCCUCUUCGAGCCUAGGGUGGUCGCCAUCGGCCCCUACCACCAUGGCCACGAGAGCACCAUCGACAUGGAAGCUCACAAGGAGCGCUUUUUCCAUGGCUUCUUUGAGCGCCUGGGCAAUAGCGUGAACCAACAGGACCUGACUGCUGAGUGCACCAAUGGUGCUCUCCAGUGCUAUAGCGGGAAUGUUGGCAGGCUAUACACCACGGAGAAGCUCAUGCGCGACGGCUGCUUCAUCAUCGAGCUCCUCUUGCAGUGGAAGGAGGGGGAUGGAGCCCAUCUUGAUAGUCACAUGCGAUUGAUGUCCAACAGCAUAUACUAUGACCUCCUCCUGGUCGAAAACCAGAUACCUUUCAUGGUUCUCGACAAGAUUUUUGAGAAAUUCAGGAGACACAAUAGCAAACAUCCUAUCUUCAAAGACACCUGGUUGGUUAACCUCAUCAAGUUCUUUAACCAGGAUGGUCAAUUUUCUUGGGCUUAUACAAACCUAUCCGAAGAGGAUCUAUCUAAUGCCAAACAGGUUCGUCAUUUGCUUGAAAUUCAGUACAACCUUGUCAUCCGCAAGAACAAUAGGAAUAAUAAUAAUGAGCAGAAACAUGAUAGCAUUCCGUGCUUGUGUGGCAACAUCUGUCGCAAAGUGAAACCUACGCCUCUUGGAAUCCCUGGGGCAAACGAGCUGCAAGACUAUGGCGUUAAAUUCCAUGUGAAGGAGAAUCAUCAACAGAACACCGACAUGUUUGAUGUGACAUUCUCAUCCAAAACAAUGGCCAUCCCUCGCUUCAAGAUCAACUUCGGCUCCAAGAUCCUACUGGCAAACCUCUUUGCAUAUGACCAAAUUGUGAGCCAACCGGCAGGGAAUAAUAAUUGUGUUAGCGUUGGACCCGUAACGAGCUACGUGGUGCUCAUGAACGCGCUAAUCAACACCAAAGAUGAUGUCGUGGUUCUCCAGCGGGAGGGCAUCCUGGACAACCUGCUGUCAAACGAGGAAGAGGUGGCCACCUUCUUCAACAAGCUCGGCAGGUGUGCCUUGGUGGAUGUCAGCCAUCACCGUUACACAGCCAUGUUCGAAGAUGUGAAUAGAGUGUUCCUUGCUCAUGCUAACGACGAAGAUUAG
Molecule: messenger RNA, 1278 nt
Organism: Oryza brachyantha (malo sina)
Lineage: Eukaryota; Viridiplantae; Streptophyta; Magnoliopsida; Poales; Poaceae
Product: UPF0481 protein At3g47200-like
Exons: 2
Coding region: 1-1278 (425 amino acids)
Source: RefSeq, a predicted model, not a curated record